AGUCUGGGCUAGGCUUUGGGACUUGUUGGCUCAGGCCUGGUUAGGGUUCAGGGAGGACAGAGGGAGGACUGACAGAGGUCCUGAGAACAUGACAGAUAGAGGUGGAGGGAGUUGGGGACUUGUUCCUGCUGUGUAAAUGGCCCUGACUCCGUUCAUCCUAAACUUCGUAGGCUUGGCCUUUAUUCCAUCUUCAUGAAUCACAGCGGCAGAUCCCUUCAGAGUGGGGAGAGGAAGAAAGGAGAAAUGGACAGUGGAUGAUUUUGGAGUUGCUUAAACUUCUGAUUCGGGUUUAGAUAUCUGUGCCACUUGCCACGAACGUGCCACAUGCCAGCAGAGAGAUGGCAGGAAGAUCUGUAUGUGCAACUAUGGCUUCGUGGGCAAUGGGAGAACCCGGUGUGUUGAUAAAAACGAGUGCCAGUUUGGAGCCACGGUGGUCUGCGGGAACCACACCUCCUGCCACAACACCCUUGGAGGCUUCUACUGUGUCUGCCUUGAAGGCUAUCGAGCUACAAACAACAACAAGACAUUCAUCCCCAAUGAUGGCACCUUCUGCACAGAAAUAGACUGCGGCCCCCCUCCAGAAGUCCCAGGCAGCUAUAUUAUAGGAAAUUACAGCUCAAGGCUGGGAAGCCAGAUCCGUUAUAGUUGCAAAGAAGGAUUUUUCAGUAUCCUGAAUGAUUCUGUGUCAAGCUGCACCCCCCAGGGCACAUGGGAUUUGCCUAGAUUACAUUGCCAAGAGAUCAACUGUGGCAGCCCUCCUGAAGUGCUGAACGCCAUCUUGGUGGGGAAUCACAGCUCCAGCCUCGGUGGUGUGGCUUACUACAUCUGCCAGGAGGGCUUUGAGAGCCCUGGAGGAAAGAUCACUUCUGUUUGCACAGAGAAAGGCACCUGGAGAGAAAGCACUUUAACAUGCACAGAAAUAACGACAGAAAUGAAUAACGUAUCAGUGUUUAAUAACACCUGUCUGAGGUGGCAAAUAAGCUCAGGAGGAAUAAACUCCAAAAUAAUGUAUGUGAUAAACAUAAAAGGACGACGGUCGGACCCUCUGGCAUCAGUUCAUGAGGAGACAGUCAACUUGACCACAGACAGCAGAACUCCGGAAGUGUGCCUCACCCUGGACCACGGCACGAACUACACGGUGAACAUUUCCACCGCUCCUCCCAGGCGCUCUGUGCCUGCCAUCCUUGGUUUCCAGACGACUGAAGACGAUUUCUUAGAAGAUGAUGGAAUUUUCAAUAUCUCAGUGUUUAAUGAAACUUGCUUGAGACUGAGAAGGCAUUCUAGGAAAGCUGGAACAGAACAAAUGUACCAAUUUAAAGUCCUGGGUCAAAGGUGGUACCUGGAGAACUUUUAUCAUGAAACAUUUAACUUUACAACAAGCGAACAAGCUCCAAAAGUGUGUUUGGAUCUGUAUCCAGCAACUGAUUAUACAGUGAAUAUCACCCUGCUGGGACCUUCUGAGCAGCACUCAGUGCAAAUAAUAAUGAUGACUGCACCAUCAGUAAAACAGACCAUCAGUAACAUUUCAGUAUUUAAUGAAACCUGCCUGAGAUGGAGAAAUAUGAAGACAGCUGGUAUAGAAGAGAUGUAUUUGUUCCGCGUCUGGGGCCAGAGAUGGUAUCAGAAGGGCUAUACCGAGGAAAUGAUAUUUAAUACCACUAGUAGCAGCCAGUCUCCUGAGAUGUGUUUGGACCUGCAGCCGGGUACCACCUAUAAUGUCAGCCUCCAGGCUUUGUCUUCAGAACUUCCUGUGGUCAUCUCCCUGACAACCCAGAUAGCAGAACCUCCUGUUCCAGAAAUAGAAUCUUUCACAGUGCAUAGAGGACAUCUACCACGCCUCAAGCUGAGGAAAGCAAAGGAGAGAAGUGGACCUAUCAGUUCAUAUCAGGUGUUGGUGCUUCCACUGGCCCUCCAAAGCAUAUUUUCUUGUGAUUACGAAGGUGCUACCUCAUUCUUUAGCAAUGCCUCUGAUACUGAUGGAUAUGUGGCAGCAGAACUACUGGCCAAAGAUGUUGCAGAUGAUACCAUGGAGAUAUCUAUUGGAGAUAGGCUGUACUAUGGGAAAUACUAUAAUGCACCCUUGAAAACAGGGAAUGAUUACCAUAUUGUAUUGCGAAUCACAAGUGAAUGGAAUAAGGUGAGAAGAUACUCCUGUGCAGUUUUGGCUCAGGUGAAAGAUUCGUCACUCACACUGGAGCAGAUGGUGGGUGUUGGACUGGGCUCCAUAGCUUUUGUGAUGGCUCUGGCAUUCUUCUCCUUCUUAGCAGUGUGAUGGCAGAUGGUACUGCACUGGUGAAGAUACACUGCUAUGGAGCGGAUGUCUGACAGCUUCUCAGGUGCCUGCACGUGUCUGUCCAUCCAGAGGGUGUGUGGAACUUUCUGCAUUCCCAGCGUGGCCUCAUCCUAGAUUCAACAUGGUGGCUGUCACAGUGGAGUCCCCUAAAAGGAGAAACUCAGGAAUUAUUGACCUCUUUCCUGCUUCUUCAGGACCAGUUCUAUGUCUGUGAAUUUCAGACGUUUGAUGUCUAAUGUCUUAUUGACCACAGGCUGUGGCUCAUGAGAGUCUGGUCUGAGUGAUACCUGAGAGUCAGCUCCUCUAGACACUGGAUACAUGGUAGUCUCUGGAUCCUUCUCUAUAGCAUCUCUGCUAAUUAGAACCCAUUCCUCAGGAUGUAUUCUUCUGUAAGAAGCAAUAAGAUAGGCUUAGGUUUGGACUAAAAUUGGACUUUAUGAAGGAAGUCAUUGAAAAGGUUGGCUCAGCUCCAAGGCUCAGUAAGAAAUGAAGGGGGAAAAAAAAGAGGGUUGUGGCUUCCUUCCUUCUUUUUUACUCUGUCGGGUAGGCCUAGACUAGGCCUAGGGUUUUCUAGAAUAUUCUAGAAAUUUCUAGAAUAUGUUCUAGAAUUAAAAACUGCGCAGAAGAAAAAGAGGGUUGGUUACAUUGCACAAGGUCAGGGUGGAGCAUAUAUGAAUGUGGUCCUGAAUUGUUGCACCUAAAAUUCUUAAAAAGUAGAAAGCUGUUUUUGUGUGUUUUCCUCUGCUGCGUAUUGGUGGAGGAGGAGGCUGAGUGGCCUAGCAAGGUGGUCUGGUUGUCCCCACCAAAUCUCACAUUGAAAUUUGAUUGCCAUUUGCACUAGUGUUGGGGAGGUGUAGGGCCUUUAAGAGGUGAUUAGAAUGAUCAGGAAGGAUUAAUGCCUUUCCUGAGUGUGACUGAGUUCUUGGUUGUUAUAAAGUGAAUUUACCCCUUGUUUGUUGUGUCUUCCACAUAGUCCCACUUGCCCCUCUGCAAUCAACUGGGCUUUGAAAUGGCCUGAGGCCCUUAUCUAAGGCUGAAUCCAUGCCAUGCCCUUGGACUUCCCAGUCUACAGAACUCUUGAGUCAAAAUAAACCUCUUUAUUCUAUAAAUGACCCAGGUUCUGGUAUUGUUAUAGCAACAGAAAACAGAUGAUGGUAUCUGGGCUUGUGAGAAGAUGAGGAUAAAACAGGAGCAAGUGCUAACUGUCCAUCAAGCUGUUCCAUACCAGGAGUAGGGUGGCACAUUCAAUUGGGAAAAGUGAGAGUUGGAGGUGAUGUCUUGACAUUUGUACAUUCAGUGUCAGCUGCACUAGGAGUAGUUGUCUUCUGUUCCCUGAGCUACUACCCUAGACUAUGAUUUAUAAUCAGCUUUUAAAAUCUUCACUCUCAGGUGAAUUAUAGAGUAGGGCUCUCAAUAGACUAAUACAAAUAGCUUUCCACUUUUUAAUAUUUCUAGGUGCAGAAGUUCAAAAUCACCUGAUUUUUCACUCAAUUUGGAAUCAUUAUGAAUUGUUAAAGUGUAGUGCAGAUCCUUUAAUGAAAAAGAAGAAAUUCAGGGCCAUCUUUAACAAAAGAGAUAAUCCACUCUCCCUGUUUUGUUACCAGUUCUGUAAACAUGCUGUGUUUCUUUAUCUCCCUCAUUUCCCACUCUGGAAUUAACUGAAAAAGUUGUCCACAUGGGGAUACAUUUGCCCCCAAAAUAACAGUUGUCCAGAUAGGGACUCAGCAUAAUUGUUCCAGAAAGAAAUCCUGCUUGCUUAUUAUCAAAACUUUUGGCUUAAAAUAACUUACUGACUAUUAAGUAAAAUAGCAACUUCUGGGUAUAGUGCACAGAUAUAAACACAGUUCAUGUAUAGUUACUAAAAUAGAAAAAACACAGACUUUGUCAUUUCUUCUAACUGAUCCAAAUUAUAAUUCAAAGUUGCUCAGUGUUAAUACGUAACAGAAGCAGGUACUGAGCAUUUGUGGAAAGGAUACUUAAUUUUCUCACAGUUCUUUUCUAAUUUAUUCUUAAACGUGAUGCCAGCUUUAAGUUCUCUAAAUUUGCCUAGUACCUUUACCUUAAUACCGAUUUUCCCCCCUCUAUGUGGAUUCCUAGCUAAAGGGGAGAAGGGGUGUCUCAGAACACUGAUAGUCGGUUUUCCUGGGAGAAUGCAGGGCCUUUCUGUCCAAUAGGCACGUCCACAUGUGUCUUUUUCAUUAUAUCCCCAGAACAGUUCUUUCUGGUAGCGUCAGGGUGAUGAGUCUCUCUGUGGAAUGGUGACAUGGGUUCAGACACAUCUCUUCCUUCAAUUAUGGGCCAAGUCUUCAGACAGCAAGACUACUUUCUUUUUUGGCAUUUGCUAGCCCUUGAACUAGCUACUGAACUAAUUUUUGGACAGGCUUUUUGGUUCUUGCCAAAGCCAAGCCUUUAAAUUUCCAAACAGCUUUACAUAUAAUUUGAAGUAUUACCUUUAUUAUACCAUAUGUGUCUUUUAUAUCUGUCUUUUCAUUGUAAGGCACCUCACCCAUCACUUGUAUAAGGGGCCACAAACAGCAAAGCAAGUGGAUGCAGGUUGGUUAGGAAAAAUAGAUAAUAGUUUGUUUUCUGACUCAAGCCCUGGAAUUGGAGGUGAAUACUUAAGACCAGAGCAGCAGUGACUAUCUUGAAAUUCCACAUUAGCUUGGAAUAAAGUUAACAUUUAAGUUAAUUUUAUAAGGAUAUAAAAAGAAUUCUCAGUGCUCCAUUUUUUUUUGGUACCGG
Fukomys damarensis (Damara mole-rat) is the source of this 5035-nucleotide messenger RNA. It is a transcript of the gene Susd1, whose product is annotated as sushi domain containing 1. Gene Ontology annotation, molecular function: calcium ion binding. Bases 356 to 2272 code for a protein of 638 amino acids. Lineage: Eukaryota; Metazoa; Chordata; Mammalia; Rodentia; Bathyergidae. The transcript has 16 exons. The record is from RefSeq and is a predicted model, not a curated record.